AUGCGUGCUCUGCGCUCCGUCGCCCCUGUGGCGCGCGGCAUGCCUGUGCGUGCCGCUGUUCCUGUGGCGAACCAGGCGCGGAACGUGCGUGGCGCCGCGCUUCCCCCGCGCGCGCUCGGUGCGCUGCGCACUUACGCCACGGAGUCGGGCAAGUUUGUGCGUACCAAGCCGCACAUGAACAUUGGUACGAUCGGCCACGUCGACCACGGCAAGACCACGCUCACGGCCGCCAUCACCAAGGUUCUCCACGAGAACUCGGGCAACGGCAAGUUUGUCGACUACGCCUCGAUCGACAAGGCCCCUGAGGAGAAGGCGCGUGGUAUCACCAUCUCCACCGCCCACGUCGAGUACGAGACGGGCGGCCGCCACUAUGCGCACGUCGACUGCCCCGGUCACGCCGACUACAUCCGUAACAUGAUUACGGGUGCCGCUCAGAUGGACGGUGCGAUCAUUGUCGUGUCGGCUACCGACGGUCAGAUGCCCCAGACUCGUGAGCACCUGCUGCUCGCGCGCCAGGUCGGUAUCAAGAAGCUGGUCGUGUUCGUGAACAAGGUCGACCAGGUCGACGACAAGGAGAUGCUCGAGCUCGUCGACAUGGAGAUGCGCGAGCUCCUGUCGACCUACGGCUUUGACGGUGACAACACCCCGAUCGUCUCGGGCUCGGCCCUUGCUGCGCUCGAGAGCCGCGACGACGAGAUCGGCAAGAACGCCAUCCUGAAGCUCAUGGAGGAGACCGACGCGUGGCUCGACCUCCCCCCGCGUGACCUCGACAGGCCCUUCCUGAUGCCCGUCGAGGACGUUUUCUCCAUCUCGGGUCGUGGUACCGUCGUGACGGGCCGUGUGGAGCGUGGUACGAUUACCAAGGGCUCCGAGAUUGAGAUCAUUGGUCUCGGCAACCAGCUCAAGACCACGCUCACCGGUAUCGAGAUGUUCCACAAGGAGCUCGACCGUGGUGAGGCGGGUGACAACAUGGGUGCCCUGCUGCGUGGUGUGAAGCGUGAGCAGAUCCGCCGUGGUCAGGUGCUCAUUGUCCCCGGCUCGGUGAAGCCCGUGAAGAAGUUCAUGGCGCAGUGCUACAUCCUGACCAAGGAGGAGGGCGGUCGCUACACCCCCUUUAUGAACAACCAGUACCGUCCGCAAAUGUUCAUCCGCACGUCCGACGUGACCGUCUCGCUGACGCACCCUCCGGGUACGGAGAACGCCGAGGAGGCCAUGGUCAUGCCCGGUGACAACGUUGAGCUUGUCUGCGACCUUGUCCACGACAUUGCGCUCGAGGAGGGCUCGCGCUUCACCCUCCGCGAGGGCGGCAAGACGAUCGGCACCGGCAUCGUGACCAAGAUCAUGGGCUAA
Malassezia japonica is the source of this 1350-nucleotide messenger RNA. It is a transcript of the gene TUF1, whose product is annotated as translation elongation factor Tu. The record is from RefSeq and is a predicted model, not a curated record. Bases 1 to 1350 code for a protein of 449 amino acids. Gene Ontology annotation, cellular component: mitochondrion. Lineage: Eukaryota; Fungi; Basidiomycota; Malasseziomycetes; Malasseziales; Malasseziaceae. Gene Ontology annotation, biological process: mitochondrial translational elongation. Gene Ontology annotation, molecular function: translation elongation factor activity; GTP binding; GTPase activity. The transcript is spliced from 3 exons.